UCGCAUGAGUUCUUAAACGUACUUCGGUCACACUGCUCUGCGCUGUUUUUUCCUCCGCAUCACGUUAAAGAUUUUAAAAUAGUUAAUUUCACUUUAAAAGCUGUAUUUUAAAGUGAUAAACGUGCACAAAAGCAUUUAGUUGCGAAUUUAUAGCCGAUAACUAGUUAAAGGUAAGAAAGCCGCAGAAAUGGCCGACAAUGACGAUCUUUUGGACUACGAGGAUGAGGAGCAGACCGAGACCACUGCGGUCGAAAACCAGGAGGCCCCCAAGAAGGAUGUCAAGGGCACCUAUGUGUCCAUUCACAGUUCCGGCUUCCGCGAUUUCCUCCUGAAACCGGAGAUCCUGCGCGCCAUCGUGGACUGCGGCUUCGAGCAUCCCUCGGAGGUUCAGCACGAGUGCAUUCCGCAGGCCGUACUGGGCAUGGACAUCCUCUGUCAGGCCAAGUCCGGCAUGGGUAAGACCGCCGUCUUCGUUCUGGCCACGCUGCAGCAGCUGGAGCCGUCGGACAACAACACCUGCCACGUCCUGGUCAUGUGCCACACCCGCGAGCUGGCCUUCCAGAUCAGCAAGGAGUAUGAGCGAUUCUCCAAGUACAUGCCCACAGUCAAGGUGGCUGUCUUCUUUGGCGGAAUGGCUAUUCAAAAGGACGAGGAGACCCUCAAGAGCGGCACCCCGCAUAUUGUGGUGGGCACCCCUGGCCGAAUUCUCGCCCUCAUUCGCAACAAGAAACUUAAUCUGAAGCUUUUGAAGCACUUUGUGCUCGACGAGUGCGACAAGAUGCUGGAGCAGCUGGAUAUGCGUCGUGACGUUCAAGAGAUUUUCCGUAGCACGCCGCACGGCAAACAAGUGAUGAUGUUCUCUGCCACAUUGAGCAAGGACAUUCGUCCCGUUUGCAAAAAGUUCAUGCAAGAUGUAAAUAUCAACGUGUUCAUAACCAAAAUGCUCGUACUUCUCCACCUCGCAUCCACCGCUAUCACGACAAUUAGUUAUUAUUUUGUUAAUGCCACGCGAUAUCGAACAUUCGAUCUUGAUCCCCUCCGUAUAAGCCAACCACCAUCUUGCAAAUGGUUAAACGCGUACAACCAAACGUCCAGCGCUCUGUGAGCAUAACUCGUAUCGAAAAACUUAGUUAAUGACUAUCGGACACCAUUUUCUAAAUGGUUAAUCGUGGAAAUUGGCAACCGUUGCAAAAGCAUAAACAAGCAGUAACCGCUGAAUGAAUCAAUUGAAAUCGCAAAAGAUUUAACAAUACCAACGCUAGCAAAAACCAAUACCUAAAUAAAACUACAAGCAAACAGCAAAGAUCCCGCCGACUGGCCGAUGAGACGAGUUGAAUCAAUCCAGAGCGAAUGCGAUGCGAUAGGCCCGCUCAUCUGUAAUCCGCACACUUCUCAGAGCGAUCAUCGAUCCUCGGGAGCAGUUCAGAGACUAGUUGAUGAGAUGUGGUGGUAGCGUGGCCGUAUGUAGAAUAUUCUAUGCAUAUUGUUGUAUGUUCCGAGGCGAGCCUAGUCUAAGUUCGAUUUCUCUGUACCCCUCCUAAUUGUGUCCUUUAAAAUGCGCCACAUUCUAUUUCCCAAAUCCAGCCCAUGGAGGUCUACGUCGACGAUGAGGCCAAGCUGACGCUGCACGGACUGCAGCAGCACUACGUCAAUCUGAAGGAGAACGAGAAGAACAAGAAACUGUUCGAACUGCUCGACGUGCUCGAGUUCAAUCAGGUGGUCAUCUUUGUGAAGUCUGUGCAACGUUGCGUGGCUCUGUCGCAGCUGCUGACGGAGCAGAACUUCCCCGCCAUCGGCAUCCAUCGUGGGAUGACCCAGGAGGAGCGUCUGAAUCGCUACCAGCAGUUCAAGGACUUCCAGAAGCGCAUUCUGGUGGCCACCAAUCUCUUUGGCCGCGGCAUGGACAUCGAGCGUGUGAACAUCGUGUUCAACUACGACAUGCCCGAGGAUUCCGACACCUACUUGCAUCGCGUGGCCCGUGCCGGUCGCUUCGGCACCAAGGGACUGGCAAUCACAUUCGUUUCGGACGAGAACGACGCCAAGAUACUUAACGAAGUACAGGAUCGUUUCGAUGUGAACAUCAGUGAGCUGCCCGAGGAAAUCGAUCUCUCUACAUACAUUGAGGGACGCUAGAGCUCGAAGGUGCAUGUUAAUCGGAACAAGACUAUGCACUUCGAAUAGAUACAAACCUAAAACCUUUUUUAAAACUCUACUUUAUAACUAAAUAAAAACUAUUCAGACAAUGUGUUGACAAACAAAAACGGAAUUAU
Messenger RNA from Drosophila melanogaster (fruit fly), 2270 nucleotides. It is a transcript of the gene Hel25E, whose product is annotated as helicase at 25E. Bases 188 to 1105 code for a protein of 305 amino acids. Gene Ontology annotation, biological process: regulation of gene expression. Gene Ontology annotation, molecular function: nucleic acid binding; RNA helicase activity; ATP binding. Gene Ontology annotation, cellular component: nuclear speck; nucleus. NCBI's taxonomy places the organism in Eukaryota, Metazoa, Arthropoda, Insecta, Diptera, Drosophilidae. The record is from RefSeq and is marked reviewed. The transcript is spliced from 7 exons.